CAUCAUUUUCCUAAAACAAAACAAGACGUAGAAGACGGAAAAUUAUCGAGCGAUUGCUGCAGUAGUGUAGCAGCUUGUGUAGCAAAGUGGUAGCAAAAAUUGGAAAAGUCACUGUGCAGUUUUACGCGAAACGCCGCAUCAGAACAGCAAACAUUCACGCAGAGUUGGUCACGAUCGUGACCCGAGCGGCAUACAACUGUACUUGACCUUUGGUCGGGCGAAGAUUCAGCGCACGCCACACGAUGUUGGCCGCAAUCAAGGAUUUUUUCUAUCGCCACCGCAGGAAGCUGAUUACGACUGGUGUGCUGCUGGGAGGUGGCUUGUUUCUGAUCAAGCUUAUCCAGUACAAACUGCGCGAGUUCCAGGAACGGCAGGCUCGCGAGAUCGCCGAAAGAUUCAAACGGAUGAAACACUUCGAGUCAACCGAACGAACUUGUAACCAAACGAUCGUGGGGCUGUCGGAAAAUGUAUCGGAAAAAGCCCUGCGGGAUCUAAGUACAGCCGAUAUAUUGGAGAAAUUACGCUCUAAUCCAGACAAUAAAUUUGAGCUGUGGGAAGAAUUAAAAAUAUUGGCUUUCGCCAAAAUAGUAACUCUAGUGUACGCUUCCUCGAUGCUUGCGCUGACGCUGAAGACUCAAAUCAAUCUGCUCGGAGGUUAUAUGUAUAAAGAUACGGUUCCUAGAGAUACGCAGACCACGUAUCUCUCUAUGAUUCAGUACUUUAUGGGUGAAGGGUUGGACAAGCUGAUGGACGUUGUCCGGAACAAUGUAACCAUAGUUAUGCAAAGAUACAGCCUGAAACAGCCGCUCACACUAGCCGACACGGAAACCCUCUUCUGGUCGAUUCAAAUGUCUCUAAACAAUGAUGAACUCAACCCUGUCAAAUGUUUGGCUAAAUUCACGCUUCCCCAGGAUGGUCUGCAAGGAGAUGGUAACAGCGAUUUAACUCUUCGCAAAAUGUGCGACGAAACGUUGGACGUACUGGAAAGCGCCGAAGCUACAGAUGUUUGCCUCUCGAACGUGUCCAGUGGAUUCUCGUCGAUCGUCGAUAAACUAGCCGAAUAUUACGCCGAAGCAGAAGCAACCCAGCUGGCUCCUUCUACCUCGAAGUCCGCGCUCAACGUAGACUGUCUGUCCAACAUCAACAACAUAAAGAUUUCGCUGGCCAAACUGAUCCCAAUAGUGAACGGAUUGACCGCGAAGCCACUGGGCAAAUCAGCAGCAACCAACGGACUGCAGAAUGGGUUUGAAAAGCAGCGCAACGAUAUGAUGUCCUCGCUGAUUGUCCGGUUUAUGCAGUCGGAGAAACUGAAAACCCUUGGCAUCAACGUUUACGAGACGUUCUGUGCGUGAGCAGCAGUUUUUUUUUCUCUUCUUUUUAAAGUAUCCGUUCUAAACCGGAGAUUCACAUUCGUGCGCUAAGGAUAGGCAUUAUUCGAUAGUACUUUUUUUCUACUAUUAAUCUUAUUAAUAUCAAAUGGUAUUUGCGAGCAGGUGGUUUUCGGGCGAAGUGAAGGAUCAGGGCUUUACUUAACAAGCCAAUUUAGUUUUAGGUGGAAUGUAUAUUUUGACACAAUGUUUAAUAAAUUGUCAACAUAUAUCACA
This is a messenger RNA of Wyeomyia smithii (pitcher-plant mosquito), 1604 nucleotides long. RefSeq names its product peroxisomal biogenesis factor 3 (gene Pex3). Gene Ontology annotation, biological process: protein import into peroxisome membrane. The record is from RefSeq and is a predicted model, not a curated record. The transcript has a single exon. Bases 243 to 1352 code for a protein of 369 amino acids. Gene Ontology annotation, cellular component: peroxisomal membrane. Gene Ontology annotation, molecular function: protein-macromolecule adaptor activity. Lineage: Eukaryota; Metazoa; Arthropoda; Insecta; Diptera; Culicidae.